Messenger RNA from Osmerus eperlanus (European smelt), 493 nucleotides. Its product is annotated as histone H3. Gene Ontology annotation, cellular component: nucleosome. NCBI's taxonomy places the organism in Eukaryota, Metazoa, Chordata, Actinopteri, Osmeriformes, Osmeridae. The coding region runs from base 19 to 429 and encodes 136 amino acids. Gene Ontology annotation, molecular function: DNA binding; protein heterodimerization activity; structural constituent of chromatin. The transcript has a single exon. The record is from RefSeq and is a predicted model, not a curated record.
GAGAAGGAAACAAGCAGCAUGGCCAGAACCAAGCAGACCGCUCGUAAAUCUACCGGUGGCAAAGCCCCGAGGAAGCAGCUUGCCACAAAGGCAGCCCGUAAGAGUGCGCCAGCCACCGGUGGCGUGAAGAAGCCCCAUCGUUACAGGCCCGGCACCGUGGCUCUGAGAGAGAUCCGUCGCUACCAGAAAUCGACUGAGCUGCUGAUCCGCAAGCUCCCCUUCCAGCGUCUGGUCAGAGAAAUCGCCCAGGACUUCAAGACUGACUUGCGAUUCCAGAGUUCCGCUGUGAUGGCUCUGCAGGAGGCUAGCGAAGCCUACCUGGUCGGUCUCUUCGAGGACACCAACUUGUGCGCCAUCCACGCCAAGAGGGUUACCAUCAUGCCCAAGGACAUCCAACUGGCCCGCCGCAUUCGCGGAGAGCGCGCCUAAAUGUAAUUUGACUGCAACAUCCCCAAAGGCUCUUUUAAGAGCCACCUCAUUAUCUCUAUGAAAA